GUAGCAUCGCUGCCUACGAUCAUCUAAGGGCGCAGGGAGUUACCAUCCUAUCUGAUCAAUAUUCUAAUUGAACAUCAGAUCAAAAGCUAGAAAGUAGAGAGAGAGAUGGCAGAGGAAAACAAAGUGACCCUAUAUGGAAUGUGGGCAAGCCCUUAUGUUAAGAGGGUGGAAUUGGCUCUCAGACUCAAAGGCAUACCUUAUGAAUAUGUGGAGGAAGAUUUGAGGAACAAAAGCCCAUUGCUCCUCAAAUUGAAUCCUGUUCAUCAGAAAGUUCCAGUUUUUGCCCACAAUGGAAAACCAAUUGUUGAGUCUCUUGUCAUCCUUGAAUACAUCGAUGAAACCUUGGAAACUGGCCCUCGACUUGUACCCGAAGAUCCCAAGUUCGCUUCUGGGCAAGCUUUAUGCAAAAGAUGUAUGAGAGCAUGGUCUCAGCUCAGUUGUCAAACCCAAUGGAGACGCACAAGAUAAAACCAUGAAACAAGUGACUGAGACAAUGAAGUUACUUGAAGAGGGAUUGAAGGGUUUCUUCCCAGAUGGCUUGAAGAGGGAUUGAAGGGUUCCUAAUUCAUUUGACAUAAAAAAUGUGGGACUGCUAGAGGUGGUCAUUUUUUUCACAUUUUGGUUCAUAUGAAGCUCAGGAAGAAGCCCUUGGACUGAAGUGUAUAAACCCUGAGAAGACUCCACUAAUUUAUUCCUCCAUAACAGCUCUGACUGAGAUCCCUGCGGGUGAAAGAGGCACGCAAUCGUCAUGAGAAGGUGGUGGCUUUCAUCAAGUUCAUUAGAGGAAAUGCCCUCAAAUAUUCUGCAGAGUGAC
Prunus avium (sweet cherry) is the source of this 814-nucleotide messenger RNA. NCBI's taxonomy places the organism in Eukaryota, Viridiplantae, Streptophyta, Magnoliopsida, Rosales, Rosaceae. The record is from RefSeq and is a predicted model, not a curated record.